AUGCCCUCUCUCAAAGCCCUCUCCCUCUACCUGCUGAGCACCGUCGGCGGUGCGCUGGCUGCCACUACAAUCCCUGAGACCGACUACGAUGCCAUCGUCAUCGGCGGUGGUCCUGCCGGGCUGAGUGUCACCAGCGGCCUGUCUCGCGUGCGUCGACGCACUCUGAUGCUGGACUCGGGCGUCUACCGCAACGACCCGACCAGGCACAUGCACGAUGUGAUCGGAAACGAUGGAACCGUGCCCGCCGUAUUCAGAUAUCUUGCGCGCCAGCAAAUCUCGCGAUACAACGCGACCACGUCCAUGAAGAAUGCCACCGUGACGUCUGUGGAAUCGAUAAACAACGGCUCGUACUACAAGGCCACCGACUCUGAGGGUCUGGAAUACACGGCGCGUCGGAUUGUCCUUGGUACUGGAAUGAAGGAUAUUCUGCCCGACACUCCCGGAGUCAAAGAGGGCUGGGGUACAGGCAUCUACUGGUGUCCGUGGUGCGACGGCUACGAGCACCGAGACCAGGCCUUUGGCAUCUUGGGUGGCUUGAGUGACGUGGUCGGCAGUGUGAUUGAGAUCUGGCAGCUCAACCAGGACAUUGUCGCCUUUGUCAACGGCACCAACACUCCCGAGCAGCAAAAGGCCUUGGCCAACAAGUACCCCAACUGGGAGGCCCAGCUGGAAGCUUACAAUGUGACCCUGAACAACGAAACCAUAGUCUCGAUCGACCGCCUCCAGGACGGCAGUGAUAAUAACGACCCUGCCGAAGACCGUGAAUUCGACCUGUUCCGAGUCAAUCUCGCCGACGGGACGAGCAUCGAGCGUGGCGCGUUUAUCACAAACUUCCCAGACGCGCAGUAUUCCGAUAUUGCUCAGAAUCUGCACCUGAACAUGACCGGCACCAAGAUCCAGGUCGCGGCCAACAUGAAGACGAAUGACACGGGUAUCUAUGCUAUUGGAGAUGCCAACAGCGACGGGGCUACCAAUGUUCCGCACGCCAUGUUUAGCGGCAAACGUGCUGCUGUUUAUAUUCAUGUUGAACUCGGUCGGCAGGAGUCCCUAGCUGCGAUCGGCAAGCGUGAAUUGUCCCAUAGAGAGUUGGAGAAGGAGGCUAGAAGGAUGAUUGGCAACGACUUGGACGAUCUGUGGAAGAGGGCACGGGAGAUGAAGUAA
This is a messenger RNA of Talaromyces rugulosus, 1161 nucleotides long. RefSeq lists its product as uncharacterized. The record is from RefSeq and is a predicted model, not a curated record. The transcript has 3 exons. The coding region runs from base 1 to 1161 and encodes 386 amino acids. Gene Ontology annotation, molecular function: oxidoreductase activity. Lineage: Eukaryota; Fungi; Ascomycota; Eurotiomycetes; Eurotiales; Trichocomaceae.